Molecule: messenger RNA, 369 nt
Organism: Aspergillus fumigatus Af293
Lineage: Eukaryota; Fungi; Ascomycota; Eurotiomycetes; Eurotiales; Aspergillaceae
Exons: 2
Coding region: 1-369 (122 amino acids)
Source: RefSeq, a predicted model, not a curated record
AUGAUUUUCGCGGCGAAACGGCGAAACCGGUUGCUACGUCUGGUCCCCCUUCGUCACAAAACUGGAGGCCGUCCCCGUUUCAGCAACAUCCCCUACCGCACCGAACAAGGCUCUAUCCCCAAAGCUCCCCGUGGCAAGGUCCCCUAUGUCUCCAUCCAGAUUGGCGAGCAGCCGCCACAGACGCUCGCAGAUUCAACCCUCAUCACCAAAGCGCUGAUUGAGCAGGGGUACGUAGAGGAUCUGAAUCAGCGUCUAUCUCCAACGGAGCGAAUGCAUGACCUGGCGCUCAAGGCAUUGCUAGAGGACAAGUUGUAUCCUUACCAGGUACGAGUCAAAUCACUACGCACGACAGUGACGAAAUUAUCCUAA